Messenger RNA from Ochlerotatus camptorhynchus, 4034 nucleotides. RefSeq names its product zwei Ig domain protein zig-8-like. The transcript is spliced from 10 exons. Gene Ontology annotation, cellular component: neuron projection membrane. Gene Ontology annotation, biological process: synapse organization. The coding region runs from base 2825 to 3715 and encodes 296 amino acids. The record is from RefSeq and is a predicted model, not a curated record. NCBI's taxonomy places the organism in Eukaryota, Metazoa, Arthropoda, Insecta, Diptera, Culicidae.
UACGCGCGUGGUAGGUGUCUCACGAUUGGAGUAUUAUUGGCCGCUAUCGGGUGUGUGUGUGUGCGCGGAAAAAGGACCCCGGAAAAGGUCGGGUGAAUUUGAUUGAGGUAUUUUUUGUUGCUGUCUAGAUAGAGUCGUCUGGGUGGUGGGGACCGAUCGCACGGCGACCAGAAGUUACAGGCGAGGCCGUGGCUGGCCAUUGCUGCAGUGGAAAUUAUCGCUUGGCCUCGCGCACGAUUCGCGUGGAAUUUGUUUGGUUUUUUUCUGUUGCCGAUGUGAGAGAAAUCUGGCGAUUGUGAGUGAGGGUGGACGUGGACGUGAUUCGAAACCCGCACCCCCAGGAUAUUGCGCUGGCGAGGGUUGUCUAAGCCCUGAAUGGAUGUUUUUUUUGGUUCCGGUGAGAAAGUUUUCCCCAAAAGGAGGGUGGUGACGGAGCAGGGUGCAGAUCGAAUUUGAGUGCGGGUAGUCGAAAUAUGGUGCACUCUUUGAUGAGUAUUGACGGUAGUGGAAAGCGAACUCUUGCUCCAACCCCAAAAUAAGGAUAUCCGGUGGUAGUGGCUUUGAUGUGUAUGUGGAGAUUGAUGGAGUGAAGUGUCGUUCGCUGAUGAUGGUGUGAAAUAUUGAACGCAAGGCCCGGUUUUUCAUUGAACGCAAGCUUCAAUAGCAUGUGAGUUCGUGGAAAUCCUAGUGCCAGUACGCCAGAAAAAAAAAGAGAUUCAAAAAUCGAUUAUGAUUAAAACAACUGCGACCGGCAGUGGUAGAAGCACACCCGUAGCAGCAGCACCAGCAGCACCAGUAGCAGCAGUGUGACGUGGUCGAAUGUUUCAUUCAAAGGAUUCAACAGAGCGUAAUCGCGGGACGAGUCGCUUGGCGCCGUGAUUGUAAAAAAUCGAAACGUGAAAUCAAAUUAAGUGUGAAAAUUGAUCGAAAAUCGCUUCCGAAAGUGCCAAUCCACUUGGGUCUGGCCUGUGCUGGCUGAAGCAAAAAAAAAAAGAGUGAAGUCAUAAAAACGAAAACAACAUAGCCGUAGGCGCCAACGUGUAUUUUCUAUCAGGUCACACACGCGCACACACACAUGUACGCCAUAUGCGUGAGUAGGGCACCAAAGUGAGUCUCCGCUUGGGGAGUGGGAUUCCGGAAAAUCCGGAACGCAGGAGAUAACGGUGCCUGAGUGUGAACAAGCGGGAGGAAGUAAAAUCCUUCAGACAAGGAUAAGUUGAUGACGUGCCAACCAGUCAGCCAGCCAGCCUCCUCGGGCUAUUGAACCGAAUGAAGAAGAGCUAGGUGUCUCAGUGUGUUGGUGUAUGUUAAUGUGUAAUUAAAAUUCACACCGGAUAGUUGAUCGUGGUCUAUCGCGCACACGUGUUUGAUUACAAACCCCGCCCCCAGCUCGGCUCAAUAUUGGGGUGAUUUUUUUUUUUUCGAAAGUGGAGCCGACGGCGGCGGUGGCGCAGACCGACGCUGAACAAGUUUGACUCAUCCCAAACUGGUGCUGCAGAGGAUCACAUCAAAACGAGCCCGUUAAUGGCGGAUGGCAGAGAUGGAAAUCCGUAAUCCCUGUUGCCGAUGGCCAUUGAGACACAAGCAAACACUAAUUGACUGCUCCGGAGCGGGACAAACUAAUUGAAAGCCCGCAAAAGAAGUCUCCUUAAAAAUCUUUGCUCCUUACCAGGAACUCAAACAAGACGAACCCCACCACAAAGAGUAGAGAAAUAAUAAGCUUUCCCCUUCGCAGAAGUUCAUGGGAAGACUUCUGAAAGUGUCUACCCCUCGGAACUCUACCGCCGUAGUCUGCUUAAAUUCCGUCAAAGGACGAGCUCUGAUCAAAAAACUUCACAAUAACAAAAUCCCGCACAAAAGCCGCCGAGCGUCGGGUGGAAAAUGAGAGUGCAUAAAUUUUCCACCCAUCGCGUGAGUGAUGCUGAAAAGAAGAGCGAGUGCCACUUGCAGCUUUUAGCGUCGUCGCAGCAUCAUCUGGAUAGUAGUAACAAUGGAGACGCGUUUGAUUCCAUGGAGCAGCAGCGUUGCACCGCAGGAGGGCCAGUGCCGGACCCGAAUGUAACCACCAGCGGCAAGGUUGCCCGAAUCGCCUAGUUUCUACGCUCUGGUUGUACGGACUUUGGGUGAAAUUGCAUCCCCGAAUCGUUGUACCGCAUACAAGCACCGAACCCGGAGUGCAGUGUAAAAGUUUUUAAUUAUGCAGGAGCAGCAGCAAAAGUUGGUGUCAUCGAGCGGAAUGCAUUUGCCUAGUAGCUAGCGCGGAAAGUUAUCCCACACAACAGCAACAAAAGCAACGCCAUACGAGUGAUGAAUUGCACCGAAUUAGUUUAACAAACCGACAAACUAGAACACACGCUUUUCUCUCGGAACAAGUGUACCUAGCAGUGAAAUAGUCGGAUCAAGAAAAGAAUAGAAAAAAAAAACUUGAACUCGCUCAUAUCCCAGUGCACAUUUGUGAAUCCCGCGUGAAGAAUUGCAUCAUCAACAGCAACAGUGACUCGGUACGACACGUCAGUGAGAGUAUAAUUGAAAAUUUCCGCGUUGUAUCCUCGUCGUCAUCGUCGUCGUCGCCGUCGUCGGUAAAGUGGUGGAAAAUCAGACUGAAUCAAGAUUCACAGCACGCCCGCCGCACUUGUGCAGGGGCAUAUCCCUCAGGGUAUUCAGUGGACGAGUCAUGUGAGCAGCAUUGUGCAGUGCAGCACCGGGCAUCUCAUUAAACGGGGGGAGGUGCUGAGUAAUUACAAAGGCAUUGCCCCACGGAGCGCAGGAGAGAAAGAGCAUUCGUAUCCAUAAAUGAGCAGAUUGUAAUUACACGCUGGUGAAAAUGUUGGAUAAAUUAACGUUUUAUGUUGGAGUCUACCUACUACUGUUGCACAGCAAGAUUAAAGUAUCCCUAAGUUCGACGAUGAUGCUGACCACGGAGGAGUCGGCCGGUCUGCAGCCCUACUUCGACUUUGAUGUACAGCGAAAUAUCACCGUCACCGUAGGCCAAACGGGCUUCCUGCACUGCCGGGUGGAACGACUUGGCGAUAAGGACGUGGCUUGGAUAAGGAAACGAGAUCUGCAUAUCCUAACGACCGGUUCAUCAACCUACACCUCGGACCAACGAUUUCAGGUGAUCCGGCCGGAAAACUCCAUUAAUUGGACGUUACAGAUCAAGUACCCCCAGGUGCGGGAUUCGGGCGUGUACGAGUGCCAAAUCAACAGCGAACCGAAAAUGUCACUGUCCUACGAGCUCAACGUGAUUGAACUGCGAGCGCGGAUAUUGGGACCGUCGGACAUUUUCGUGAAAUCCGGUAGCGAAAUCAUCAUGACUUGCGUCAUCCAACAGGGACCACACGAUCUGAGCACGGUGUUUUGGUACAAAGGAAACACACUGAUACAGUCCACUACCCAGGACAACUCCAUUUACACCACGGAAAACCAGCGAAUCACGGUGGAGACCGACUGGUCCGAUGGGCUUACGUCCAGGUUAAAGAUAAGGCGAGCGGUGCAGAGCGACACCGGCAACUACACGUGUGUGCCGACAAUGGCCAUAUCAUCCAGUGUGUAUGCACAUGUAAUUAGUGGUGAACAUCCGGCAGCGAUGCAACACAACGCAGCCAUCCGACCGGUUCUAUCGCUCACGAGUAUUUUAUUAUUAUAUGUGACACUUUUAGUGCAUAUUGUUGUGAGUAAGCAGUUUAAAAUAUGGCACAAUCACGAUCCGAGAUGAAAUUGGCCCAGCGGCUCCCACCGUGAGCAGCUCUGCUGUUUGCCAUCGCGACCAGGCUCCUGCUGCAGACGACGGCGGCGGUGGUGGUGGAGUCCUUCGGAUGGACGUUCCGAUGGUGAUAGUUGCUGUGGCGAAGUGACAUCUUCCCGCCGCGUCGAGUCGAGCUGGCGGUGGUGGGACUGGUGGAGUGCUACCGACAAUGGCCACCGGCGGCUCUGGUGGUGCUGGUGGAGGUGGUAACUCGGAACGGAACUCCGGUUCGUGCUUUUUGCGGCGGUGCUGGUGCUACAACACGAACUGAACCGAGUCGGACGGUGGU